GCUAGUGGUAACUACGCGAAACAAUUUAUUAUUUUGUGAGAAGCUGUUGAAGUUAAUUUGUCAUGAUUAUACUCUCAUUGCAUGCAUAGCAAUUGUCUUUUUAAAAGGAUCGGACAAAUCAGAGAUAGAAACAGAAAAGAGGGAAAUAUAAACAAAGACUUGGUUGGAAAUGCAUGAUUGGAUAUCUAUGUAGCAUUCUUCCCAGCUAUCAAGAUGUCUAAAAUGAAGACAAUGAACCCACAGCUGAAGCAGUUCUUAAGGAGGAACAAAGUGCCUGAUGUAUAUGAGGCUCUUUUGACUGGCCUAGCUGUGGUAUGUCCAGAUGACCCAUUUGAAUACCUCAUUGGAAAUCUCACCGAGCUUCUUAGACAGAGAGAAGAAGAUGUUCAUGGACUUGAGUCUCUCAAGUGGGAUUCCCUGGUGCCAGAUGAUAUGAAACCUAAGAAGAAGAUAUUUGGAGCAGCAUACCUCGAUAAUAUAUACCUACUGGACGAAGAGAACUUGCAUCCUUGGGAAUGGAUGCCACAUCCAGAGUUGUACCAGAAGGCGUACCAGUGUUAUAACAACAGAUUGGUCACCAUGACAUUCAACGCCUGGUUCAGGUAUCACCUUCGGAAGAAGGCAAAGCGUGAAUGGCUAGCACGCAGGAUGAAGGAAGCUGCUGAUUAUUUCUUCUUGAGAAAGCAGCGUGUCCACUUCAAGAUCUGGUCUGACUGGCAUAGAUUUAGAAUGCAGAGGCAAGAGAGGGCCUUUGAUAUCAUCCAGCGUGCAUAUAAUAUUUCUUUGUCUCGGCUCGUGUUUGAAGCUUGGCACAAUGUCAUGCAAGAAUCUAGACGUACUAAAGAAUACUUUGAGAGGUUAGAGAGGGGUGAAUUGGAUGGAGAAGAGGAUAUGUUAGGUCCUAGAGGAGAAGCUAGAGAUGACAUCUCAUUGUUACCAAGAAGAGUAGCCAUAAAGAUCUUUGGCUACCUUGAUCUUGUGGACAUUAGUAGAUGCUCGAGGGUGUGUCGUUCAUGGAAGAUGAUCACAAGCAAUAGCUCCCUCUGGAGUUGGGUGGACCUGUCAAAGGCAAAGAAUGUUGUGACUGACAAUGUACUGACUAGUCUACUGCAGCACUACAGACCCUAUGUUCUUCAUCUCAAUAUCAAAGGAUGCAGUAUGCUCACCAAACCCAGCUUCAAAGCUGUUGGCCAGUGUCGUAACUUGCAGGAUUUGAACAUGUCAGAAUGUCCUGGACUGAAUGAUGAUACUAUGAAGUAUGUUGCUGAAGGUUGCUCAGUCUUACUCUAUCUCAAUAUCUCCUUCACUAACAUCACAGAUGCCACCCUCAGAUUACUAGCCAGAUGUUGCAGCAACCUUCAGUACCUGAGCCUAGCAUACUGCAAGCGUUUCAGUGACAAGGGUCUUCAGUAUCUAGGAACGGGGAGAGGAGGAAGGAGAUUGGUCCAUCUUGACCUUUCAGGGUGUCCUCAGAUAACGGUCAAUGGCUACAAGAAUAUAUCUGGUGGAUGCCCCAAGCUUCAGCAUCUCAUCAUCAAUGAUUGCUACACACUCAGAGAUGACAUGAUCGUUGCCGUGGCAGCCAACUGUCAUAAUAUCCGAUGUAUCUCCUUCCUGUACACACCCAACAUCACAGAUGUUGCUCUCAAAGCACUGGCUGUUCAUCGCAAGCUACAGCAGAUCAGAAUAGAAGGGAACUGCAAAAUAACAGAUGCCUCCUUCAAACUACUGGGUAGAUACUGCGUUGAUCUGAGACAUAUCUAUGUGAGUGAUUGCCCAAGGAUUACUGAUGCAGCUCUCAAAUCUCUUGCCACAUGCAGAAACAUCAACGUACUCAAUGUGGCAGACUGUAUCAGGAUUAGUGAUAAUGGUGUGCGGAAUCUUGUUGAAGGACCUUCUGGUCCUAAGCUGAGAGAGAUGAACCUGACUAACUGUGUCAGAGUCACUGAUGUAUCUAUCAUGAAGAUCACACAGAAGUGCUAUAGUCUAGUGUAUGGCUCAUUCUGCUUCAGUGAGCACAUCACUGAUGCUGGAGCUGAGAUGUUAGGAAACAUGCCUGCUCUAUCAUCACUUGAUAUCUCAGGAUGUAAUAUCACAGACACAGGGCUUGGUGCUUUGGGUAACUGCUAUCAUCUUCGUGAUGUGGUCCUGUCGGAGUGUCAUCAGAUCACUGAUCUUGGUAUCCAGAAGUUUGCCCAGCAGUGUAGAGAUCUUGACCGACUAGACAUCUCUCAUUGUCUGCAGCUGACCGAUCAGGCCAUCAAGAAUCUAGCCUUCUGCUGUCGCAAGCUCUCCUUCCUCAACAUUGCCGGCUGUAGUCAGUUGAGUGAUAUGAGUAUCCGGUAUAUAUCGGGGGUGUGUCACUACCUCCAGUCAUUGAACUUCUCUGGCUGUAUCAAGGUCAGUGAUGAUUCCAUGCGCUUCCUACGUAAGGGACUCAAGAGGCUGAGGAACCUUAAUAUGCUCUACUGUCAUCUCAUCACAAAGCCAACCAUCGUCAAGCUAUCAGCCAAGAUCGAGAAGGUCGUUUGGAGUGAUGACCCCAUCCCUAAUCACUUUGGACCUGGCUUUGACUACCUCAAUGCCCUCUCACUCUGCAAGGCUGCCAUGGAGAAGGAGAAAGAGGAGAAUGAGGACAAGGCUAAGAGAGAACAAGAGAAGAAUGAGGAAAAGAAGGAAGAGAAAGGUGAUGGAGAGAGCAAGGGGGAAUCUUCGGCAGAGCCCAAGUCAAGCGAGACCCUGGAUUUAUUGAUGACCUCAUCAUCACAGGAGGAGAGAGAGCCACAAGAGAUGAAGAGAGCCACUGUCCUCAUGCAACAAAAUGAUAUAUCACCUGACAGCUAACUGGGUUUCAGUGCUCUAAACUCUAUGACUAUCCUCCGUCCUCGUGUCGCAAAAUGAUGAAACACGGGACUACUAGCUGCGUCUCAUUGUUCUGUCAAAUAUUAUCUUCCGUCCUUGCGUUACGAAAUGAUGUUGCACCUGACAGCUGGCCGAGUGUCGUUGUAUACUCUAUGACUAUCUUCUGUCCUCAUGUCUACAUGUACCGAUAUGUACCCAUAUCAGUGUACAUAAAUAUAAACAAACCUGAUUUAGUGUUUCAGAGGAGCAGAAUCACUGGCUACCUUAGUAAUACAAAAAAGAGAAACCCUGAAAAUUGCACAUAAUGAUUGUACAGAUCUAAUUGAAGCAAUUAUAUUGAACUAAGACAUUGGACCAUCCAGCAUUUGAUAAAGAGUUUUUCUUUUUUAUAUUUGCUGAUUAUUCAUAAGUAAAAUAAUUGUCCUCUCUUGAUAUACAUGUAUAUCUUCCAACCAAGUACAUGUAGAUGCAAUAUGAAAUGGAAGCUGCAAAAUCAUUAAUGAUUUACAUUUCUACAAUGCUGAAUACCAGUAACCUUUUAAUGAUUUGAUACUCAUACAUAUAUGUACAAUUAAAAUAAUUAUGUCUGAUGACUUCUGGCACUUUAUCUACGGUAUAUUGAUGUUGACACUCUUGUGAAGUUCCAAUAUACAUUAAUAGAAGGAUUGCAUGAAAUUGCAUGGAAUAAAUUUCUGGCAAUAAAAGACCUAUUUACAGCAUAAAAGUUGAAAUUGCACUUAUAAUGAGACUUAUGAAUUGCUAUACAGUCUGAUCUGUUCUUUUGUAUGGAGAAGGACCAUGGACGUUCAUAAAGAAUACAAAAGAAAUAUUGCAUCAUUUGAAAAUUUGGUGUACAGUAGAAUGAUGAGCAUAUCAUGGAAAGAUGUGAAAAAAUACUGCAUAUGGAAGGGCUUAAACAAAAUAUCCUAAAAUGCAAAAUACAUUGGCCACAGUAAAAUACAUCAGAGUCUCUUGAGAGAUUUAUUGGAAGGAAUAGGAGCAGUUACCAGACCAAGAGGGAAACCAAGAACUAACUCGGAGGGGAACAUUGAGACAUGGAGGGGAAUGACACUGUAAGAGUGUACUAUAAUGGCAGAGAACAGAUAUGUGGUAAAAUGUUGCAAUCAGCCUCCGAAAUGGGAAAAGAUAUCUUGAUAGAUAGACUAUUCCAUUUGUAUACCAAUUCAUUAUUUAAUUUGAAUUUUGCUGGUCAGUGAUGCUACUAGUACAUGUAUUUGAAUGAGUAUCUGCAAGUCUAUGUAUUCAUUUGCACAUUCAUAUACAUUUAUUCAGAAGUGUUCCCACAUAGCUGUGUGUGGUGAAUAUACAUGUAGAUAUUACAUUCUAUUUUUCAUUUUUCAUGUAUAUAUUAUAAUUUGUACCUGUUUGAUACUGUAAAUAGGUUGACAGUGUAUGUAUUAAUUGAUGUAAAAAUGUAUAUACAAAUGUAUCAGCAAUAAUGUUUUUAUUAAAAACCUAUUUGGAAGUUGUAAAUGUACAAGAAAGAUCAUGUGUGACUUGCUGAUUCUUUAUAUUUGUUUUUUAUUUUAAAAUAGUGAUGUGGUACACA
Molecule: messenger RNA, 4432 nt
Organism: Strongylocentrotus purpuratus (purple sea urchin)
Lineage: Eukaryota; Metazoa; Echinodermata; Echinoidea; Camarodonta; Strongylocentrotidae
Gene: fbxl13
Product: dynein regulatory complex subunit 6
Exons: 21
Coding region: 214-2844 (876 amino acids)
Biological process (GO): SCF-dependent proteasomal ubiquitin-dependent protein catabolic process
Cellular component (GO): SCF ubiquitin ligase complex
Molecular function (GO): protein binding
Source: RefSeq, a predicted model, not a curated record